This is a messenger RNA of Mustela erminea (ermine), 963 nucleotides long. RefSeq names its product tetratricopeptide repeat domain 9 (gene TTC9). NCBI's taxonomy places the organism in Eukaryota, Metazoa, Chordata, Mammalia, Carnivora, Mustelidae. The record is from RefSeq and is a predicted model, not a curated record. The coding region runs from base 96 to 773 and encodes 225 amino acids. Gene Ontology annotation, molecular function: protein binding. The transcript is spliced from 3 exons.
GCGCGGGGCCGGCGCCCGCCGCUUUUAAACCCGGGCGGGCGCGGCGGCGGCGGCGGGCGGAUCGCGGAGCGCGCUGGGCGCCGGGCGGCGGCCGGAUGGAGAGGAAGGGCUCGGCGGCCGCGGCCAAGGGGAACCCGAGCCCGCCCGCGGCCGGCGAGGCGCAGCGGCCGCCGCCGCCACUGUGCGUCCCGGGCGGCGGCGGCGGCGGCGGCGGGGUCCCGGCGCGCGGCCAGGCUGGGGCGGCGGCCGAGCCCGCCGAGUUCAUCCGGCGGGCGCACGAGUUCAAGAGCCAAGGGGCGCAGUGCUACAAGGACAAGAAAUUCCGCGAAGCCAUCGGCAAAUACCACCGGGCGUUGUUGGAGCUGAAGGGGCUGCUGCCGGCGCCGGGGGAGCAGGAGCGGGACUCGCGCGCGGCCUCCCCGCCCGGGGCCCCCAACCCCGGCCGCCUCUCGGAGGAGCAGAGCAAGACGGUGGAAGCCAUCGAGAUCGACUGCUACAACAGCCUGGCAGCCUGCCUGCUCCAGGCUGAGCUGGUGAACUACGAGCGAGUCAAGGAAUAUUGCCUCAAAGUCCUGAAGAAGGAAGGAGAGAACUUCAAGGCUCUUUACCGGUCUGGUGUAGCCUUCUACCACCUUGGAGACUAUGACAAAGCACUCUACUACCUGAAAGAAGCAAGGACCCGACAGCCAACAGACACCAACGUGAUUCGGUACAUCCAGCUGACGGAGAUGAAGCUCAGCCGAUUCUCCCAGAGAGAGAAGGAAGCCAUGUGACAGCUGCAGCCGCCCCCGAGGACGGACUUCCAGGCAGCCCCCCGGCGAAGGGCCCCUCCUGGGUUUUGCUCCCUUCUCCCCACUUCUGCCGGCUCCCCCUCUCUUCCUCCGGCUGCCCCUCAACAAUCUGUCUGCUCCCAGUGGGAAAGGAAGGAGCGGCAGAUUUGGAACCUGGCGGGUUGCCUGCCAU